Prunus avium (sweet cherry) is the source of this 3646-nucleotide messenger RNA. It is a transcript of the gene EOL1, whose product is annotated as ETO1-like 1. Lineage: Eukaryota; Viridiplantae; Streptophyta; Magnoliopsida; Rosales; Rosaceae. The record is from RefSeq and is a predicted model, not a curated record. Gene Ontology annotation, biological process: negative regulation of ethylene-activated signaling pathway. Gene Ontology annotation, molecular function: protein binding.
AAAGUGAGUGAGAAAGAGAGAGAGAAAAGGAAAAGACUUUCUCUUUUAACAAACAAAAAAGAAGGCAAAGUUAAAGUGGGUAUUUUUCAUUUGGAUUCCUUCGCUUGGUUGCUGUCCUGGCCCCAUGUCUCUGAAGCUCUCAGCUUGUUAUCUGUGAUAAGGGUUCUGCAAAUUCAAGCCAUAAGUGAAGUGGGUCUCUUUCUCUUUUCUCCAUCUCACUUGUUUGCUUGUGGGGGUUUUGGCAUUUUAUGAGGUGAUUGGGUGGGCACUGAUGAGAUUGUUCGAACACGUUUCUGGUAGAGAUCUUAUGUAAACUAUCGGUGGGUGUUUGGUCUUUUCUGGUUUUAUCUGCUUUCGAACAUUGAGUAGAGGACGGUAAUUAUAUUUUGUUGUUAACUAAAAAGCAUCUGAGCUCAAACAGAAACGUGGAUUGUCUAUAUGAUUCUGAUUCUAGAAAGAGAAAAUUUUGAUCUUUUUUGGUGAAUGAAAAAGGACCCCUAGUUUUUUGUUUUUUUUUUCUCUGGGGUGAAUUAGGUGUGUAUCAAGUUGUUGAAAUAGGUCCAUAUAGACAUUAAUUGUGUUUGUCUUUGUUCUUAUUAUUUGAAAUUUUAUGUCUGAUUUAGCUUCUAGUGGGUUCAUUGGUGGGAUAUCUAUCAGCCAAGUGAUUUGGGAUCACUUGAAACUUUUCUCUGUAAUUUUUUUCCCCAAUAUUUGUUGUGUUUGAGCUUUGGAGAGAGAAACCCAUCUGGCUAUUUUGGAGAUCUGGGAUUUGCUUAGUAUCUUAUGCCCUAUGAGGACUUUUUUCCCCUCUGAGUCUGGUAAAGAAUCACAGCUCAAUGCUCUCAAUCCACAGUCUUGGCUCCAGGUUGAAAGGGGGAAGCUUCCCAAGCUUCCAUCAAACUCCUCCUCUUCUUCCAUAGAAUCUCUUAUCAAGGUCCCUGAGCCGCCAGUACUCCCAUUCUUUAAGCCCGUCGAUUAUGUAGAAGUUUUAGCUCAAAUUCAUGAAGAACUUGAAUUGUGUCCUCCAGAAGAGCAGUCGAACCUUUAUUUGUUACAAUUUCAGGUCUUUAGGGGUCUUGGAGAAGUCAAAUUGAUGCGAAGAAGCCUCCGUGAAGCUUGGCAGAAAGCCAGCUCCAUUCAUGAGAAGCUCAUAUUUGGAGCAUGGUUAAAGUACGAGAAGCAAGGGGAAGAGCAUAUUUCUGACUUGCUCGUGACCUGCGAUAAAUGUGCACAUGAAUUUGGGCCAGUAGAUAUUUUGACUGAGCUUCCUAUUGAUGCAACUGUGAGUAGUACCCAUGAGAAUAUUUCAAUGAAUGGGAACCAAAUAAUCAGAAAUGUCAGUUUUAGAAUUGAAGAUGAGAAAAUAGAUUGUGACAGGCAGAAAAUAUCGAGUCUUUCUGCUCCAUUUCAUGCCAUGCUUAAUGGGUGUUUCUCGGAAUCACUUAGAGAGGACAUAGAUUUGUCGCAAAACAAUAUCACUGCAUCAGGUAUGAGGACAAUCAAUGAAUUUACUAUGACAGGUAGCUUGAAUGAAGUCCCUACUCAUCUUUUAUUGGAAAUACUAGUUUUUGCAAACAAAUUUUGUUGCGAAAAGCUCAAGGAUGCUUGUGACAGGAAACUUGCAUCCUUGGUGUCUUCUAGAGAAGAUGCAGUAGAACUCAUGGAAUAUGCUCUUGAACAGAAUUGUCCUGUCCUUGCUGCGUCAUGCUUACAAGUUUUCUUAAAUGAUCUUCCUGGUUGUUUGAAUGACAGCCGAGUGGUGGAAAUAUUCAGGGGUGCUGAUAAACAACAAAGAUUGAUCAUGGUUGGGCUAGCUUCGUUUUCGCUGUACUGCUUAUUAAGUGAAGUUUGUAUGAACCUUGACCCUCAGUCGGAUAAAACAGCUUGUUUCCUGGAGCAGUUGGUAGAUUUUUCUGAAAAUGAUAGGCAAAGAAUGCUGGCAUUCCAUCAGUUGGGAUGUCUGAGGCUCUUGAGAAAAGAGUAUGACGAAGCUAAGCGUCUUUUUGAGGCAGCUUUAAAUGCAGGCCAUAUAUAUUCAGUUGCAGGUUUAGCUAGGCUGAGUUACAUUAAAGGCCAUAAACUUUGGUCGUAUGAAAAGAUGAGCUCUGUAAUCUGCUCUCUUACCCCACUUGGAUGGAUGUAUCAGGAGAGGUCAUUAUACUGUGAAGGUGAUAAGAGAUGGGAAAACCUUGAGAAAGCGUCUGAGCUGGACCCAACUCUCACUUACCCUUACAUGUAUCGGGCGGCUACAUUAAUGAGAAAACAGAAUGUUCAAGCUGCACUUGCCGAAAUUAAUCGAGUUCUGGGGUUUAAACUUGCAUUAGAAUGCUUGGAACUACGGUUUUGUUUCUAUCUCGCCCUCGAGGAUUAUCAAUCAGCCAUUUGUGAUGUUCAAGCAAUUCUUACUCUCUCCCCAGAUUAUAGAAUGUUUGAGGGACGAGUGGCAGCAUCCCAACUUCGUACACUUGUGCGUGAGCAUGUAGAAAAUUGGACAACAGCAGAUUGUUGGCUGCAAUUGUAUGAUCGGUGGUCUUCAGUUGAUGAUAUUGGGUCCCUCUCUGUUAUUUACCAGAUGCUUGAAUCUGAUGCAGCAAAAGGUGUUCUGUAUUUCAGACAGUCAUUGCUUCUUCUCAGGUUGAACUGUCCUGAAGCAGCAAUGCGAAGUUUACAAUUAGCUCGUCAACACGCAUCCAGCGAGCAUGAAAAGUUGGUUUACGAGGGGUGGAUCUUGUACGAUACAGGUCAUUGUGAGGAAGGGCUCCGCAAAGCAGAGGAAUCUAUCAAAAUUAAAAGAUCCUUUGAGGCCUUCUUUUUGAAAGCCUAUGCACUGGCAGACUCUAGUCAAGAUUCGUCUUGUUCAUCAACUGUUGUAUCUCUCCUUGAAGAUGCCUUGAAGUGCCCCUCGGACAGGCUGCGGAAAGGUCAGGCACUGAACAACCUUGGAAGUGUUUAUGUUGACUGUGGCAAGUUAGACUUGGCAGCUGAUUGCUACAUAAAUGCUCUGAAGAUCAGGCAUACCCGAGCCCACCAGGGGCUUGCUCGGGUUCACUUUCUCAGAAACGAUAAGGCUGCUGCAUACGAGGAAAUGACCAAACUGAUUGAGAAGGCACGGAAUAAUGCAUCUGCCUAUGAGAAGAGGUCUGAAUACUGUGAUCGUGAACUCACAAAGACCGAUCUAGAGAUGGUCACCCGCUUAGAUCCACUUCGGGUGUAUCCUUACAGAUAUAGAGCUGCAGUGUUGAUGGAUAGCCACAAAGAACAAGAGGCCAUUGCAGAACUAUCAAGAGCAAUUGCAUUCAAAGCUGACCUCCACCUUCUGCACUUGCGGGCUGCAUUCCAUGAGCACACCGGGGAUGUCAUGGGUGCUUUGCGAGACUGUCGAGCUGCUCUGUCUGUCGACCCAAACCAUCAAGAGAUGCUGGAGCUUCAUAGCCGUGUAAACAGCCAUGAACCAUGAACCAUGAACCAUGAACAUAGAAGUGGAAACUAAAAAGAUGAAAUGUUAGUUAAAAGUUGUAUCAAACACCCUCCGUGUAUACUAGCAAGUAUACUUGUGCAACCUCUCUGCCAUAUCUCUUUUCUUUUUUUACAGGUCAAAAUUUUGUAAUUUAUGAUUUUGGCAAUAUAAUAUAUCAAUUGCAAGUUA